Messenger RNA from Sander lucioperca (pikeperch), 2354 nucleotides. RefSeq names its product mitogen-activated protein kinase kinase 4b (gene map2k4b). The transcript is spliced from 14 exons. Gene Ontology annotation, biological process: MAPK cascade; protein phosphorylation. Bases 122 to 1459 code for a protein of 445 amino acids. The record is from RefSeq and is a predicted model, not a curated record. Gene Ontology annotation, molecular function: JUN kinase kinase activity; ATP binding. Lineage: Eukaryota; Metazoa; Chordata; Actinopteri; Perciformes; Percidae.
CGUGGUGUAUGCAGCUGCUGCGUUCAAGUGGCGCAGUGUCCCGUGUAGACUCGGCAGAGAGGGCGAACUUUCACACUGCAUUGCAGCCUGAGCGGCGCUGCUGCCGGAAUCACACACAACAAUGGCGACUCCCAGUCCCGACAGCAACUUCGGCAGCUACAGCAGCUCCGGCAGCGUAGGAUCCACGUCGCACAGUUUCCACCAGCAGCAGCACACACAGAGCAGCAGCAUGCAAGAAACCAACACCUGCUGGAGAUGUCAGAAUGAAACAGGGUUUCAGAUAAGCCUGUCUGGAGUGUCCCAACGUAAACGUAAAGCUCUGAAGCUGAAUUUCGCCAACCCUCCAGUGAAACCAGCCUCCAGGCUCCCGCUCCAUCCACCGCCUCCCUCUUUCCAGAACCCUCACAUAGAGCGUCUGCGGACACACAGUAUCGAGUCGUCGGGGAAGCUGAAGAUCUCUCCGGAGCAGCAUUGUGACUUCACGGCGGAGGAUCUGAGAGACCUCGGGGAGAUCGGUCGCGGGGCGUACGGCUCCGUCAACAAGAUGGUCCACAAACCCACGGGCCAGAUCAUGGCUGUCAAGAGGAUUCGCUCCACUGUGGAUGAGAAGGAGCAGAAGCAGCUGCUGAUGGAUCUGGACGUGGUCAUGAGGAGCAGUGACUGUCCCUACAUCGUUCAGUUCUACGGCGCUCUCUUCAGAGAGGGCGACUGCUGGAUCUGUAUGGAACUCAUGGCUACCUCAUUAGACAAAUUCUACAAAUAUGUUUAUUGUGCAUUGGAUGACGUCAUUCCGGAGGAAAUACUAGGCAAAAUAACAUUAGCGACCGUUAAAGCACUGAACCACUUAAAAGAAAACUUGAAAAUAAUUCACAGAGACAUCAAACCUUCCAACAUUCUCAUGGACCGAGCGGGGAACAUCAAGCUGUGUGACUUUGGCAUCAGCGGUCAGCUGGUGGACUCCAUCGCUAAGACCCGGGACGCCGGCUGCCGGCCUUACAUGGCGCCUGAGAGGAUCGACCCCAGCGCGUCCAGACAAGGCUACGACGUGCGCUCUGAUGUCUGGAGCCUGGGAAUCACUCUGUACGAGCUGGCCACAGGACGGUUCCCGUACCCAAAGUGGAACAGCGUGUUUGAUCAGCUGACUCAGGUGGUGAAAGGUGAGCCUCCGCAGCUCAGCAGCUCUGAGGAACGCCAGUUCUCCCCCAAGUUCAUCAGCUGUGUCAACCUUUGCCUUACCAAGGAUGAAUCCAAACGGCCAAAGUACAAGGAGCUUCUGAAACAUCCCUUCAUUCUGAUGUAUGAAGAGCGUUUCGUGGACGUCGCCAGUUACGUAUGUCGCAUCCUGGAUCAGAUCCCCGCCUCGCCCAUCUCGCCUAUGCUCUGCUUGGCAGCUGAGGAUCAGAUCGCUUGGUGCACAAUGAGUCCUGCUGCUCCUCAGCAGCCCGCCACAGCACUCUGACCACAGACAGGCCCAAUGGGACAUCGUUAAAAAUCCUGGCAAGGGUUUCCUGUCGACAACCCACAAAUGCUGCUAAAUGACAUAAUGUCCACUUUUGUACCAACCACACCCCUGCCAGCAGAGGACGAGGAUCUGUCCUCACAUGGUCCCAGCAUGUUCCUCCGGGACUCGCCACGUCUCUCUGGCUCGCACUGAUGAUGAUGGAAUGUGUCCCACGCCAAACCAUAUACCAAACUCGGGAUGCAUCUCCAUAGUCUAACAGCCGCUCCCUCACCUGUCUUCCUUCACCAGGCGACGCCGCAACUCAGACUACCAAAAUGCAGUGGCUGCCGCCGCUGCUCCCUCCAUCACACAGUUAGCUACUUAACCAAUGUCUGAAUGGAUGGUGGUCCUUCCACACUGGGCAAUGUAGAGACUUGUAAUGUCAUAAAUGAAUUUAGUGGUAAGGAUGGCAAUAUUUAUAUUUUAAUGUAACACUGAAUAUUGCCAGCCUUAUCUGUUAACCGCGUAAACUAAUAACGUAAGUAAAGUUCAUUUCAUGCAACACAGCCUAUAAUAAGCAAAGAGGUAUACAGAGACUUAAGUCAGCUGUUGACUUUCUCAAAAUCAGUUGGAGGACAUUUCUGAGUCUGUUGGAGUUGAUCACCUUUGCUGUUUGGCUUUACAUUUAGUUUCAUUACAUUAAAGGAAUUGCCGUACUUAAAGGGCCACUCCAGCCAUUUUAGUAUUGUACUUUCAUAAAGUUGAGAGUCUUGCAAGAGACAGAUUUAAAAAAAGCAAUGCAGCAAAGGCUCAAAUGUCCUGAUUUUAGUCCUUCAUAUGGGGUAAGCUUAAAAAAACAAUGACAAAUAAUUUUUUUCAGACUCGACAAGCUCCUCCAAAGCCACAGAAGACC